This is a messenger RNA of Soboliphyme baturini, 819 nucleotides long. NCBI's taxonomy places the organism in Eukaryota, Metazoa, Nematoda, Enoplea, Dioctophymatida, Soboliphymatidae. The record is from the annotation of a GenBank genome assembly.
AUGAUCCAGUUGGUUUUGGCACUACAGUUUUUGGCACACUCUUUCGCCCAGACAGAUAUUUGUACACUUCCGGCCGAAACGGGUCCAUGUCGAACAUCUGAAAUACGAUACUUUUACAACGCACAGAGCAGAAAGUGCGAGGAAUUUCUUUACGGUGGAUGUUUGGGCAACGCAAAUAACUUCGAAACAAAAAAGGAGUGUGAAACUUACUGCGGCAAGGAAAAAAAUUACUGCAAUCCAUACACCGAAGAAUACAGCAACUGCGGAACGAUGUGCCCAGAGACGUGCUGGAACAGCGGCACGAAUGUGCCGUGUGCUACAAUAUGCGUCCCGGGUUGCAUCUGUAAGCCAGGAUUCGUACGAGCUGGGCGAAGCUGCGGCGGGAAGCCGUAUGAUCAGAGCUGCAAUCAGCAACGGACGAACGAUCUGAUGCCUGUUGGCACAUCCGCUGCUUUCCUGUUUGGUCCCUGCAUUCCGAGGGCAUGGUGCAACGCGACUUAUCCGCCAAGGCCUCCAAUAAUGCGUUGUCCGUACAACGAACAUUACGAGGAAUGUGGUACGGCAUGUCCAGAGACAUGCUUGACACUUGGAUCAAAUGUGCCAUGUCCACUAAUCUGCAAAUCUGGCUGCUUCUGCAAUGAUGGAUAUGUCCGAGCAGGCCAGUCAGUCGGUAUGCCGGUUCCUCAGAUUCCGCUGAUAUUUCCUUCAAGCGAUUUUGGCAAUCAUGGACAAGGUCCGUGCGUUCCCAUAUUCCAGUGCAGUCUCUACACUCCAGGUAUGCAAAACUCGCUGCUGUUAGCUAUGGUUGUCACUGCUUAA